AUGCAUAUUAUUAAAGCUUUUAAGACAUAUAUUUGGGAAUAUACAUUGAUAAAUUAAGCUAAAAUAUCGGUUUUGAAGUAUAAGAAAAAGGAAUUGCUUAAAACAAAGUGGCCUUAUUUUAUAAAUUUAUGUCGGCUUCAAAUAUUUUUAGCUUUAAUACAAUUAUUGGUCAAUUUCUUGUUAAUUGAAUCAAAUAAUCAUUACAAAACUUUGCUUAUUGAUAUUGGAAUAUCGUUAAUUAUAAAUAUUAUUGAUAGAUGUUGUUUAAAUAGGUUAAGUAAGAGAAGGAAAUUUGUAGUAAUCAUUCUUUUAAAUUUCUUUUAAGGUAUUUAUAUUGGAAUUUCCGAGAAAAUUUUAAAUGAUAAUCAAUUUGUCUAAUUCAACAAACACUUUUUAAUACAUUUUAUGACAAAGAUUAUGUGGAUGAUUGCAUUAAUUAGUACAUAACCUCUUUUUAUGUGUAAGGUAGUAAUCUUUCUAUUUUAUUAUUUCAUAAUUUGUUACUUUCUUUCUGUUUGGAAGACUGCUUUUUAUGAUUUUUGUAUUGCAAUACUAAUAUUUAUUAUAUAUACAGUAUAAGAAGAAGAGAAAUUCAGAAAACUUAUUUGCAAUUAAAUAAUUCCUAAAUAAAUAAUUAGUUCAUUACCAUAACCUAUAUUUUUAAUUAAUUUAUCUACUUUAGAAUUCGUAAUCUAUAAUGACAUGUUUAAAUAAUAUCUUAAUUCUUAAAAAGAUGAAUUAGAUAUCACAUCAACAAAGAGAAUGUUAACAUAAUUUUAAUCUUAUGGAAAUCAAUAAGUAUUUAAUGUAAUAGAUUCUGAAAGAUUGAAUUUAUUUGAAACUAUAUAGAUUAUUAAAUUAUAAGAAGAAGUAAUAACAUAAAAUGUUAAUUAUUAAUUUAUAUUAAAUGACAAAGAAGUUUAUGAUGUUAGAUUUCAUAAUAAUAUAAUAUAUAAUGAUAAAAAAUGUUUAUUGGUUUGUUUAUCAGAUAUAUCAGCAAUAAUUGAAAAAACUAAAUUAACAGAAAGAACUAUUCUAAAAAGUAAAUUAAUUAAAUCUUUAUCACAUGAAUUAAGAACUAGAAAAAAUAUAAUUUAAGGUUUAUUAAAACUAUAUUUAGAUAAAAAUAAUGAUGAUUAAAAUAAAGAAUUGAUUUUUCAGGCUUAUUAUAAUUCUAAAAUAGAAUCUAAUAUAAUAAGUUCAAUAAUAAAUUAUAAUUUAUGUUUAGAUGAUUAAGUAAUUAUAAAAUAUCAAUUAAUUAAAGUAAAUGAUAUUUUAGAUAGAAUUAUAGAUAAUUUUAAAUAUGAAAUUAAAUCAAAAUAAAUAGCAAUUCUAGCUAAUUAUCAUCCUGAAACUAAUCAUACUUUAUUUACUGAUCCAGAAAUAUUUGAAUAAAUUAUAACAAACAUAAUAAGUAAUUCAAUAAAACAUUGUGAUAAACAGAAUUAAUCAAUCUUAUCAAUUUCUAUUUGUAAAGAAACACAUCCUAUUACAAUUCCUAUUCCAAAUCCAAAUAAUCCAUAUAUUACUUACUUAUAAAAAAUGUCUCAUUAUUCAUCAUUUCAAAGUUUAUAAGAUUUUAAUGUAACUUAAAUAGAGACAACAUUAAAUAUUAAAAUAGUAGAUAAUGGAUCUGGUAUAAAUGUUUAAAAACUUAAAUUAAUAUAAGAAAUUUUAAAUAAUGAUAAUUAUUAUUAAUUUACAACAUCAUCAUCUGAUGGAUUUUAUUUAGGUUUAAGAUCAUGUAAUCUAUUACUUCAAAAAUUAAAUAAAUAAUCAAAAGUCAAUAUAUACAUUCGUUCAACAGAGAAAGAAGAAACAGAAGUAGUAUUAAAGUUUAUUAUUCAUAAUUAAAUCAGAGAAUAUGAAUAAUCAAUAGGAUCAGAAGAUAGUAUUCAAUAAAUCAGAAUUUAAAAGAAAGUACAUAAUAAAUGUGAAUGUUUAUAAUAAAUUAUGAUUGUUGAUGAUGAACCUUUUAAUAAUCUUGUAUUGGAAUCAAUUUUAAAAUCUCUUCAUUUCAAGGUGAUUAAAGCAUAAAAUGGAUUGGAAGCAUUGAAAUUAUAUAGAGAAUAAUAUGAUUUAUGUGAAAUUGAUGAAUGCAAAUUAUUUUAUGCAAUUUUCAUGGAUUAUCAAAUGCCCAUCAUGAAUGGAUUGGAAAGUACUAAAGCUAUUAUUGAAGAAUGCAAUAAAUUAAAAUAAAUAUAACCUGAUAUCAUAGGAUGCACUGCCUUUUCUGCAACUGAUGAUAUCAAUGAGUUAUUAAAUGCUGGAAUGAAAUGUGUAUGUAUCAAACCAAUUAGUAAAGAUUCGAUCAAACAAAUAUUAUCUCAUUUAUAAUGA
This is a messenger RNA of Paramecium pentaurelia, 2340 nucleotides long. NCBI's taxonomy places the organism in Eukaryota, Ciliophora, Oligohymenophorea, Peniculida, Parameciidae. The record is from the annotation of a GenBank genome assembly.